AUGACGCAGUCAAAACUCAACAUAAUCAUCGUCGGCUCCGGCCUAGCAGGCCUCGCAGCAGCAAACACCCUCCGCGAACACCACAACGUCACGGUCUACGAGCGCGGCAGCCAAGACGUCGCGACCGACGGCCAGGGCCUCAGCAUCUACCCCAACGGCGAGAAAAUCCUCAAAACCGUCGGCUUCAGCGGAGACCGCGUCGGCGCCGUCGCGUGUCGGGGGUACCGCUCGUUCGACAUCAACGGCAACCAGUUUGACGACUUCCCGAUCGACUUUCGCGGCCGCUACGGCGGCGACAUGUUGCUCAUGAAGCGUUCCGAUUUCAGGGCCGAGCUGCUUCGACUGGCUACCGCCCCUGAAGGGGAGAUUCCUGGUGUACGAGGCGAGCCGGCUAAGGUUGUUCUCAAUACUCCCGUUGUUGAUUUGGAUCCCGAAGCUGGUGUUGUCACUUUGGAAGACGGUUCGACUGUUGCGGGUGACGUCGUUGUCGUCGCCGAUGGCGUCCAUUCCGCUCUUCGGCAUCGCAUUACGGGAGACAAGGCCCACGCCGCCAAAAAGACCGGCCUCACUCUCUUCCGCAUCGCCGUCUCGUCUGAGAGUGCGAAACAGGCUCUCGGUAGCCUCCCAGAGUGGUGGGGUUCGCGCGAAGACGACAACCGCCUCAACUUCGUUCUGGCCGGCGACGCCUCUAACCGCGUGGUCGUUCACUAUCCUUUCCGAAAUCACCAGUACCGAAACUUCUCCUGUCUUUGCCUUAUGCCGGACAGCAGAGCGAACGUGACGGAGUCGUGGUACGCAGACGGGUCGAAGACAGAGAUGAUGGAGAUUUUCAAAGGGUUUCCCGAGCCGAUUCUCAAGAUCAUGAACGUGGCGACUGAGAUCAAAAUCUGGGAUCUUCAGGACCUGGAUCCUCUCCCCAACUGGAACCGAGGGCGCUCCAUUCUCAUCGGCGAUGCCGCGCAUGCCAUGACGCCCCUCCAGGGCCAAGGUGCGAACUUGGCCGUUGAGGAUGCGGACAGCCUUCGACUUCUUCGCCCGGGUAUGUCCCACGAAGAAAUCGCCUCUGUGCUUCAGACGAUCGACAAGGUCCGACGUCCCAGGGCUGCGAAGAUCCUGCUUGAUACUCGUAAACAGGCGAGAAAUGCUACGAUGGAGGAGAGGUUGUCCAAGCUGGACUACAACUGCGGUUAUGCGGGUAUCGAGCAGGCUUUGAAAGGGCAAGACUAG
Messenger RNA from Colletotrichum karsti, 1227 nucleotides. RefSeq lists its product as uncharacterized. The transcript has 3 exons. Bases 1 to 1227 code for a protein of 408 amino acids. Gene Ontology annotation, molecular function: FAD binding; monooxygenase activity. The record is from RefSeq and is a predicted model, not a curated record. Lineage: Eukaryota; Fungi; Ascomycota; Sordariomycetes; Glomerellales; Glomerellaceae.